AAUCGGGUGAGGAUAAGACGGCGUUCGCAAGCAGUGGGGCACCCGCGAUUUUUUUAUCGUUUUGGGGGGCGGACGGUGGAGGGCGAAAGGCAAACCGAUCAGAAAAGCUCAGAGCCGAGGCUCGGACCAUCGCGAUACCUCUCUGUUCUCUCUCUCUUUCUUCGAAGAGAAUCAUAGAAGUGAGAGAGGAUAUAGAUAAGAGGAGAAGCUUCGUCGCGACUCGCGAGGGAAGGAGGGCGGGUUCGGGGAGAGAGCGGUUUCUCUUCUCCUAUUAGCUUGUCUGUUGGGGUUUUUGGGGGUUGGGGGUGGGAAGGGGUCGGGGGCCCUAAAGCUGGAUGGUUGGGAUGAACGGCGGAGGGCGGGGGAGGACCGGCGAUCGGGCGUGGAGGCUGGCUGACGAGAUGAACAGCAACGGAUGCCGCGGAUGGAGUCGGAGUACGUGAGGCGGCUCCAUCGGCACGAGCCCAGGGAGAAUCAGUGCAGCUCCGCUCUGUUCAAGCACAUCAAAGCCCCUGUUCAUCUCGUAUGGUCUUUGGUGAGGAGAUUUGAUCAGCCGCAGAAGUACAAGCCCUUUGUAAGCAGAUGUGUCAUGCGAGGGGAUCUGGGGAUUGGGAGCGUGAGGGAAGUGAAUGUCAAAUCUGGGCUCCCUGCCACCACCAGCACCGAAAGGUUGGAGUUUCUUGACGACAAUGAACACAUCCUUAGCAUCAAGAUUGUCGGGGAUCAUAGGCUCAAGAACUACUCAUCCAUCAUCACCCUCCACCCCGAGACCAUCGACGGGAGGCCAGGGACACUGGUGAUCGAGUCAUUUGUGGUGGAUGUGCCCGAUGGGAACACCAGGGACGAGACAUGCUUUUUCGUGGAGGCCUUGAUCAAGUGCAAUCUCAAAUCGUUGGCUGACAUAUCAGAGCGCUUGGGGGUGCAAGAUCAGACCGAGCCCAUUGAUCGGUGAUUCCAUUGAUUCAUCUGCGCGCGGAGCAAUGAAAGUUGCCGGGAUAAAGCUUUCAAGCCAUUCUGGACUUGGAAGCUUUUGAGACACUGGUAGUUUAUUUUCUUCUUCCUAGCUCCUACUGUUACCCUUUUUAUCCUAUCCUUCCGUUUCAUUCCCAUACUCUUUCAAAAGUGAAGGCGAUGUUUUUGUCUGGGUAGUACCAGAACCUCAUUCUCUCGUGAGACACACAAAUUCAGAGGUCGCUUAUAGUUAGGUCUCUCUUGGGUUUUCCUGAAGGCCUUUGAACACUGCUUUGGUGAAUCUGUGUCCGGAAUUGAUGAUUGUAUGAUUUUCAUGAUGAAGGCUAGCUUAUUUAUCUGAUGCUGCCGUGGAGAUGGGAAUUUAGAGGACCUUCGACUGUUUCGUUGGGUGCACUUUGGAGGUAUUGUAUAUAUUCGAACAAUGAGAUAGAUUCUGGAUGGACAUGGUUUUAGUAAUAGAUUUCAUCUCCCGAGCUGCCAUCUUUUCUCUUGGUUGAAA
Molecule: messenger RNA, 1471 nt
Organism: Phoenix dactylifera (date palm)
Lineage: Eukaryota; Viridiplantae; Streptophyta; Magnoliopsida; Arecales; Arecaceae
Product: abscisic acid receptor PYL3-like
Biological process (GO): abscisic acid-activated signaling pathway
Cellular component (GO): nucleus; cytoplasm
Molecular function (GO): signaling receptor activity; abscisic acid binding; protein phosphatase inhibitor activity
Source: RefSeq, a predicted model, not a curated record